Molecule: messenger RNA, 99 nt
Organism: Pyricularia pennisetigena
Lineage: Eukaryota; Fungi; Ascomycota; Sordariomycetes; Magnaporthales; Pyriculariaceae
Exons: 1
Coding region: 1-99 (32 amino acids)
Source: RefSeq, a predicted model, not a curated record
AUGGUGCUUUGUCGUUUUAUUGGUCCUUGGAUAGCAUUGAAAUUUCCCCAGCAUGCAUUUUCGUUCCGCAGUCCGCCGAGGAGGUCGCCACGGCCGUGA